UGUCAAGUGAUAGAUGUCAAUCUUUAGUCAGUUUAUUAAACCAACAGAUCUCUCUGUUCAACCUUCACUCGUGGGAGAACACCCGGACUGUCUGUAUCUCUUUAGCUAAAGGCUUUUCAUUGUCAUAAUAUUAUGGGGCUCACCGAGCAGGAAUGGCAGAAGGUCAUGGACAUCUGGGACAAAGUAGAACCGGAUCUCUCUUUGCAUGGUCAGGAAGUCAUCAUCAGGAUGUUCCAGAACCACCCUGAGACUCAAGAGCGCUUUGUCAAAUUCAAAAAUUUCAAGACUCUGGAGGAGAUGAAGAACUCAGAAGAACUCAAGAAACAUGGAACCACUGUCCUCAGUGCUUUGGGUAAAAUCCUGAAACAGAAAGGGUCCCAUGAAGCUGAACUGGCACCACUGGCACAGACUCAUGCCAACAAGCAUAAGAUUCCAGUCAAAUAUUUAGAAUUCAUUUCUGAAGUCAUCAUUGAUGUCAUUGCUGAAAAACAUUCUGCAGAUUUUGGGGCUGAUUGUCAAGAGGCAAUGAGGAAAGCCUUGGAGCUGUUCCGGAAUGGUAUGGCCAGCAAAUACAAGGAACUUGGGUUCCAGGGCUAGUAAGGAAAGAAGAUGUCUCCACUGAGAAGACUUAGUGUGCCUAGGUGUGUUUAGGAGAAUAUUUUCAUGUCAUCACAAGAAAAUAGCUUGAAUAAAUUCAAUUUUGUUAAUGCUACACUUGAAGAUGGCAAGGUAUAUUGUUCAAAAUCUCUAAUGUCUACUAAGGCCAUUUUGGCUGAGACUUAAAGGAAUAAAACCAAUACAUUUGUAGGAUAUCUAAUGAGGUCAAGAGGGAAGUUUAAAGGGUUUAAAGGGCUAGAAAGGUGGGGGUGAUAGGACUGGAUAUGUAAUCAUUACACCACUUUUUAGUUCAGUGGGAUGUUCCACAAA
Molecule: messenger RNA, 927 nt
Organism: Notechis scutatus (mainland tiger snake)
Lineage: Eukaryota; Metazoa; Chordata; Lepidosauria; Squamata; Elapidae
Gene: MB
Product: myoglobin
Biological process (GO): oxygen transport
Cellular component (GO): extracellular exosome
Molecular function (GO): heme binding; oxygen binding
Source: RefSeq, a predicted model, not a curated record